Messenger RNA from Colletotrichum truncatum, 525 nucleotides. RefSeq lists its product as uncharacterized. The record is from RefSeq and is a predicted model, not a curated record. NCBI's taxonomy places the organism in Eukaryota, Fungi, Ascomycota, Sordariomycetes, Glomerellales, Glomerellaceae.
AUGAGCACUAUCGCACAGCCCGGAACUCCUGGCCACACCCGCAACGGCGGAGAAUUGUCCACAAUCGCUGAGCAGAGAACCGAGCCGGGCACUCCUCCAGCGUCUACGCGCUCUGGCACUCAGUCGCCCACAAAUACAGGUGCACCGAAAGAUACUGCAGAACACAACCAUCAAUGCAGGGCUUGCCGCGCGUCCUUCUGCCAACCUCUCAACUGCGGCCAUGUCUACUGUGAAGAGUGCCUCCCGCCAUCUUCUCGUCAGGAGGGUUGCCCCGAGUGCAAACGUCAGUCGGCACCGUCGCCCCCGCGAACAGCCCGGCCCCCACCUGGACCCAAACCUGCCACCGAUGUCGAGGCUCAACAGACGAAACCACACAAGGUGCCCCGAGGCAAGCUUUUCUGGGCCUUGUUCGUUCUAGGAGCGGUCUACGGCUGUGCCAGACUAGCCUGGCUUGUCUAUAUCACGUAUCUUCUAGAGAGACAGUUACCGGAAUGGUCAUGGAGUCCAAGUCUGCGCCGCGAGUAA